CGCUACUCUACUCCUAGACUGUUGUACACUGAACCCAAGCUCACCUGUUCUUCCGCCGCACCUGUCUGGUACAAUUCCGCGAUCCGUUUGCCUGAUCAGAAAUCAUGAGGGGAGAGAUCUGCCACCUUCACAUCGGCCAGGCUGGUACCCAGCUCGGCAACAGUGCCUGGGAGCUGUACCUUCUGGAGCAUGGCCUGAAGGCCGAUGGACGCCCGGAUCCCGAGGCCAAGGAGCUUGCUGAAGGUGGCUCUUACGAGACCUUUUUCACUGAAACUGGCAACGGGAAGUACGUCCCGCGCUCGAUCUUUGUGGAUCUCGACCCCUCGCCAAUUGACGAGAUACGAACUGGAAGCUAUCGCCAGCUCUUCCAUCCCGAACUUCUGAUCAGUGGCAAGGAAGAUGCUGCCAACAACUAUGCUCGUGGUCACUACACUAUUGGAAAGGAGAUGGUUGACAGUGUCAUUGACAAGAUUCGACGUGUUGCUGACAACUGCUCGUCCCUUCAAGGUUUCUUGAUCUUCCACUCGUUUGGUGGCGGCACUGGAUCCGGAUUUGGCGCACUCCUUCUUGAGCGUCUUUCCACUGACUAUGGCAAGAAGUGCAAGCUUGAGUUUGCUGUCUACCCUGCGCCUCGCGUCUCCACCUCGGUCGUCGAGCCAUAUAACGCCGUCCUAUCGACCCACAGCACCAUUGAGAACUCCGACUGCACCUUCUUGGUUGACAACGAGGCUGUUUACGAUAUCUGCCGCCGCAGCCUCGAUAUCCCGCGCCCCAACUAUGAGCACCUCAACCGAUUAAUUGCGCAAGUCGUUAGCUCUAUUACCUCCAGUCUGCGCUUCGACGGUGCUCUCAACGUGGAUUUGAACGAGUUCCAGACUAAUUUGGUCCCAUACCCUCGUAUUCACUACCCGCUUAUCAGCUAUGCGCCAGUCAUCUCGGCCAAGAAGAGUUCCCAUGAGAGCUUCAAGGUCCAUGAUUUGACUUUCCAAUGCUUCGAGCCCAACAACCAGAUGGUUGUCUGCGACCCACGCAACGGAAAAUACAUGGCCGUCGCUCUUCUGUACCGUGGAGACAUUGUCCCUCGCGAUUGCACUGCCGCAGCUGGCGCUCUCAAGGCCAAGCAGUCCUUCAACUUGGUCGAAUGGUGUCCCACUGGAUUCAAGCUGGGCAUCAACUACACCAAACCCAUUAGCGUCCCAGGUAGCGAGCUCGCCUCGGUCGACCGCAGCGUCUCCAUGCUUAGCAACACCACGGCCAUCGCCGAAGCUUGGUCCCGCCUCGAUCACAAGUUCGACCUUAUGUACUCCAAGCGCGCAUUCGUCCACUGGUAUGUCGGCGAGGGCAUGGAGGAGGGCGAGUUCUCCGAAGCGCGUGAGGACCUGGCUGCGCUGGAAAAGGACUACGAAGAGGUUGCUAGCGACAGUCUGGAUGAUGGCGACGAGGGCGAGGCCGAGUAUUAGCCUACUCGGAACUGUGGGUGCUCCUCAUCGAGGCCAUGUGGUGGGAGUAGCUGUGUUGGUGCUCUUCUGCUUCAAAUUAUUCCUGCCGGAGUAGCGUCACCGAGGGAAACCGGGAUAGCCCGUGUAGGUAGGCUGAAAUGUACCCUUCUGCUCCUCUCAUUCAAGCAUUUUCGAGGGUGAUUUGGUGUUCUUGGAACUGGGGUGCUGGGUUAGCGUAGCGUUGUGG
Messenger RNA from Mytilinidion resinicola, 1686 nucleotides. RefSeq names its product tubulin-domain-containing protein. NCBI's taxonomy places the organism in Eukaryota, Fungi, Ascomycota, Dothideomycetes, Mytilinidiales, Mytilinidiaceae. The record is from RefSeq and is a predicted model, not a curated record. Gene Ontology annotation, molecular function: structural constituent of cytoskeleton; GTP binding. Gene Ontology annotation, biological process: microtubule cytoskeleton organization; mitotic cell cycle. The transcript is spliced from 8 exons. Gene Ontology annotation, cellular component: microtubule; cytoplasm. Bases 105 to 1460 code for a protein of 451 amino acids.